UUGUCGAAGAGAUAGAAUACCUUUAGAAAAUGCUUGGAGUUGUUUAUUAUUAUUGUUUUUUGCUUCCAUUUCUUUUGGAUUUUGUUUAAUGCAGCUUGCUUCUAAUUGGAAUUAUAAUGAAAAAGAGGGAAGUGUUUCUCUACGUGCUUAUGUUCCUGGAUGGUUACAGAAUUCAGCAUUAACACCAGACUCAUAUUCAAGCAUUCCUGAACUUGGCAAUGGUAGUGCUUUCUCUGGAAGUAAUGGCAGACAUCCAUCUAAUUCAACUUCCCAAUGUUCUUUUGGAACGGGAACUUUUGUUUACAAAAAAUAUUGA
Molecule: messenger RNA, 316 nt
Organism: Meloidogyne enterolobii
Lineage: Eukaryota; Metazoa; Nematoda; Chromadorea; Rhabditida; Meloidogynidae
Source: the annotation of a GenBank genome assembly